This is a messenger RNA of Canariomyces notabilis, 2416 nucleotides long. Its product is annotated as glycoside hydrolase family 47 protein. NCBI's taxonomy places the organism in Eukaryota, Fungi, Ascomycota, Sordariomycetes, Sordariales, Chaetomiaceae. Gene Ontology annotation, molecular function: calcium ion binding; mannosyl-oligosaccharide 1,2-alpha-mannosidase activity. Bases 298 to 2130 code for a protein of 610 amino acids. Gene Ontology annotation, cellular component: endoplasmic reticulum; membrane. The transcript is spliced from 2 exons. The record is from RefSeq and is a predicted model, not a curated record. Gene Ontology annotation, biological process: mannose trimming involved in glycoprotein ERAD pathway; carbohydrate metabolic process.
AUUGGGUAUGGUCUCGCGGGGUGAGAAUGCAAGAUGUCGGACGACGGAAACUUCGUACUCGACCCGUUCGAUUUCCUCAUCACACUUGAUGAGUCUCAAGUUCCAGCGGCCUCUCAGAUCUUGCCGCGGAUUCUUCUUCAACGCGAACUCACCCACCUUUUGGCUCAGCCAAAACUCCCUCCGCCCAAUCAGUUCGAAGUUCCAAGCUUGAAACCAAGUUCGCGCCCCAAACCAGCCAUGUCCUGACGACGAAGGAAAAAUGAUGAGAGAAAGAGCGAGGGAACAUAAGGAACAGCAAUGCCAUUAAUCACAAGACGUAAACCCUUACUCUUCCUCGCCACUGGCCUCUUUCUCUUCUUCCUCUUCUCAUUUCGACGGUUCGAACCCGUCCAACCCGACGGGCCGAGGCCUAAUGCAGGCAGUCAGCACCUAAUUCCUGGCGGCGGCGGCAGCGGCACCACCGGGUCCAAAUGGGCCCGCAUACAGCCCCGCUUCCCCGUGACGGACAUGCGCCCGCUGCCCACGGGACGCCCGCAGGCGCUUCCCAAGGUGCAGCACGAGUUCGCCCCGGAAUCCUCCGCGGAGCGCGAGGUGCGCCUCCGGCGACGCGAGGCAGUCAAGGCCGCCAUGCAGCGCUGCUGGGCGUCGUACCGCAAGCACGCCUGGCUGAGCGACGAGCUGACGCCCGUCACCGGCGGGCGGCGGGAUGUCUUUGGCGGGUGGGGCGCGACGCUCGUCGACAGCCUGGACACGCUCUGGAUCAUGGGCUUGCGCGACGAGUUUGACGAGGCCGUUGCCGCGGCGACUUCGCGCAUCGACUUUGACAAGGUCGCUGCGCAGGAUGUCAACGUCUUCGAGACAAAUAUCCGCUACCUCGGCGGGUUUCUCGCGGCGUACGACCUCAGCGGCGACGAGCGCCUGCUGGCAAAGGCACGCGAGGUCGGCGAGAUGCUCUAUGUUGCCUUUGACACCCCCAACAGGAUGCCCAUCACGCGCUGGAACGCGCGGGCCGCCGCCUGGGGAUCGAAGGCCCAGCUUGCGGAUGAGAAUGUGCUGUUGGCGGAGAUCGGUUCCUUUUCGCUCGAGUUUAUCCGCCUGUCGAUGCUGACGGGCGACCCCAAGUGGUUUGAUGCCGUGGAGUGCAUCACCGAGGCACUGCACGCGCAGCAGCACAAGUCCCGCCUACCGGGCAUGUGGCCUGUUAUCGUCAAUGCCAGAGGCAAAGAUUUUGGCGGGCACUUUGACUACACGCUCGGCGCCAUGGCGGAUUCGCUCUACGAGUACUUGCCAAAGACGUACGCUCUCGUCGGCGGCCUGCUACCCGCCUACCGGGAAAUGUACGAGGCGGCCAUGGACACGGCCAUCCGGCAUAACCUCUUCCGGCCCAUGUUGCCCGACGAGAAGGAUGUCCUCGUGUCCGGGUUGGUCACUGCCAGGACAGAGAACGGCAAGCUGACUACCCAUCUUCGGCCAGAAGGCCAACAUCUGGUGUGCUUUGCGGGUGGAAUGUUUGCCCUGGGCGGCAGGCUCGUCCAGAACGACACGCACGUCGAAAAGGGGGAGAAGCUGAUGGACGGGUGCGUGUGGGCUUACCAGGCGCUGCCCCUUGGCAUCAUGCCCGAAACCUUCUUCAUGGUGCCUUGCGAGUCUGCUUCCCAAUGUCCGUGGGAUGAGGUAAAAUGGAAACAGGCGGUGCUGAAAAAGGAGGGCUUAAAGUGGCAGACGACGGACACCACGCGGGCGGAUGAAAUCAUCAAAAACAAGCGCCUUCCCAAGGGUUUCGCUUCCAUUGGCGACCCACGGUAUAUUCUCCGGCCCGAGGCUAUUGAGAGCGUCUUUAUCCUGUACCGGAUCACAGGGCGCAAGGACCUCCCUGAAGCAGCGUGGAAGAUGUUUGAGGCGAUUGAAGGCAGCACCAAAACCCCGCUGGCGAACUCGGCGCUUGAGGAUAUUACAGUCACGGACGGGAAGCCGGUCAUGACGGACACGAUGGAGAGCUUUUGGCUGGGAGAGACGCUCAAGUAUUUUUACCUAAUGUUCAGCGAGCCGGACCUGGUGAGCCUGGAUGAGUAUGUGUUUAACACGGAGGCGCAUCCGCUCAAGAGGCUGCUUCCGAAAGAGAAUGCGUGAGGAUGGUGUCAGAAGUUGGAUACCAUUGAGACACGGCCGGCCCGUGUUACGGACUGGUUGUACAUACGACUCUCUGGCUGGCAUUUUGGUCGGAUCCCUGGCGGAGAUACCCGAGUCGUGCCGGGUCGGAACGGACCCAGCCAGCCAGCGGGGCUACUGCUUUCGGAAGUUCCGACAUCGCAUCGCUCGGAAAUCCGGUCAGUUUGUCAACGCAUUUCUGUAUCGUAGUUCCGGAGAAGACAGGUACAAACAGAGACUUUGGAUAGAGAAGGGAAAUUUAUUCGCA